Molecule: messenger RNA, 3636 nt
Organism: Dipodomys spectabilis (banner-tailed kangaroo rat)
Lineage: Eukaryota; Metazoa; Chordata; Mammalia; Rodentia; Heteromyidae
Gene: Fgd1
Product: FYVE, RhoGEF and PH domain containing 1
Exons: 18
Coding region: 551-3451 (966 amino acids)
Biological process (GO): cytoskeleton organization; filopodium assembly
Cellular component (GO): cytoplasm
Molecular function (GO): guanyl-nucleotide exchange factor activity; metal ion binding
Source: RefSeq, a predicted model, not a curated record
UCUUCCCUCCCUUCUCCACCCCUCCCCUCCUCCUCCGCCCCCAGCCUCCGCUGCGGCGGGAGGAAGAACCCUUUCCGACCAGCCAGGAGAACCCAGAUCGAUUCCCAUUCGGGGAGAAAGAAGAGACCUCCACACUUGGAUCCCAGUGGCUACUCGCCCCAGAAUCACGGAAGUGGCUCGCCGUCCAUCCGAGAACCCGCGCCCACUGCAGCCCCCCGACCCUCGCCCAGCCGCAGCCGUGUAGACAGCGCUCCCCAGCGUCCCCCCCCUCCCCCCGGCCUCGCCAAACCCACUCCCCGCUUGGGGCCAGGGCCGGCGAUGCCUGGCAAGGCAGAGGCAGUGGCCGCGGCUGCUGCUGCUACUGCCAUCGCUGCCACGGCUGCUGGCCCGGGUCGGGGGCUCCAGUCUCCGCUGUGGGGCUGAGCCCGCAGCCCCGCCCCCCGAGCCUGAGGCCGCUGCUCCGCCGGGCGCCGGGCCUCCUCCGCCCGCGCCUCCGCCCCAGGAGCUGGAGCCAAGCGGGGAGCCCGGGCCCCGCGCCCAGGCCCGGACCAUGCUUGGCCACCGAGCCCCGGGGGGCGCCGGGCCUUCGGAUCCCGAACACCCGGCCCCGAAUCCCCCCGGCGCCGCUCCACUGGCCUGUGCCGACUCGGACCCUGGAGCUUUGGAACCCCGACUGCCGGUGCGCCGAGGCUCUGGCUCGGCUCUGGGAGCCCCCCUGGAUCCCCAGUUUGCUGGACCCUCGGACGUCUGCCUGGGUGCUGCUCCAGGGCCCCGGGUCGUGCCCUGCGGCCCCAGUCCACAGCACCAUCGGGCCCUGCGCUUCUCCUACCACCUGGAGGGCUCACAGUCUCGGCCUGUGCUGCACCAGGGAAACCGGAUCCUGGUUAAAAGUUUGUCCCUUGACCCUGGCCAGAGCCUUGAGCCUCAUCCAGAAGGUCCUCAGCGGCUUCGCUCAGACCCCGGCCCCCCCACUGAAAUCCCUAGCCAGCGUCCUUCACCACUGAAGCGGGCACCGGGCCCAAAGCCACAGGUUCCCCCAAAGCCCAGCUACCUGCAGAUGCCCCGGAUGCUUCCCCCACCUGAACCCAUCCCUCCUCCACCAUCACGCCCACUGCCUGCAGACCCUCGAGUGGCCAAAGGUCUGGCUCCCAGGGCAGAAGCCAGCCCCAGUUCUGCAGCUGUAUCUUCACUGAUUGAGAAGUUUGAACGAGAACCUGUGAUUGUCACCACCGAUAGGCCAACCCCUGGCCCCUGUCCCGGACCCCCAGAGCCAGCUAUGUUGCCACAGCCACCCCUGCAGCCCCCAGUGUCCCAGCUUCCUGAGGGUGAGGCCUCCCGCUGCCUGUUCCUGUUGGCUCCUGGGCCCCGGGAUGGUGAGAAGGUACCCAACCGAGACAGUGGCAUUGACAGCAUCAGCUCACCAUCCAACAGUGAAGAGACCUGCUUCGUCAGUGAUGAUGGGGCCCCCAGUCACAGCCUCUGUCCUGGGCCCCCUGCCUUGGCCAGUAUGCCUGUUGCUUUGGCCGAUCCCCACCGGCCUGGCUCUCAGGAGGUUGACAGUGACCUGGAGGAGGAAGAGGACGAGGAGGAGGAGGAAGAGGAGGAGGAAGAGGAAGUGAAAGACAGAGAAAUCCCAGUGUCCCCAAUGGAGAGACAGGAGUCCGUGGAGCUGACUGUGCAGCAGAAGGUAUUCCACAUUGCCAAUGAACUCCUGCAAACUGAGAAGGCCUAUGUUUCUAGACUUCAUCUUCUGGAUCAGGUGUUUUGUGCCCGGUUGUUGGAAGAAGCUCGGAACCGCAGUUCCUUCCCUGCUGAUGUGGUCCACGGCAUCUUCUCAAAUAUCUGCUCCAUCUAUUGCUUCCAUCAACAGUUCUUGCUGCCAGAGCUGGAGAAGCGUAUGGAGGAAUGGGACCGCUACCCACGCAUUGGAGACAUCCUGCAGAAGCUGGCCCCCUUCCUCAAGAUGUAUGGCGAGUAUGUGAAAAACUUUGACCGGGCUGUAGAGCUGGUUAACACCUGGACAGAGCGCUCCACCCAGUUUAAAGUUAUCAUCCAUGAGGUGCAGAAGGAAGAAGCCUGUGGCAACCUCACACUGCAGCACCACAUGCUGGAGCCUGUGCAGCGCAUCCCACGCUAUGAGCUGCUUCUCAAGGACUAUCUGUUAAAGCUGCCUCAUGGCUCCCCGGACAGCAAGGAUGCCCAAAAGUCUCUGGAGCUGAUAGCCACAGCGGCAGAGCACUCUAAUGCUGCCAUUCGCAAGAUGGAGCGAAUGCAUAAGCUGCUGAAGGUAUAUGAGCUGCUAGGAGGUGAGGAGGACAUUGUCAGCCCAACCAAAGAGCUCAUAAAAGAAGGCCACAUCCUGAAGCUCUCAGCAAAGAAUGGGACCACUCAAGACCGAUACCUCAUACUAUUCAACGACCGCCUCCUUUACUGCGUGCCCAGGCUGCGGCUGCUUGGCCAGAAGUUUAGCGUGCGGGCACGCAUCGAUGUAGAUGGCAUGGAGCUAAAGGAAAGCUCCAACUUCAACCUUCCUCGGACCUUCCUGGUAUCAGGAAAGCAGCGCUCCCUGGAGCUCCAGGCCAGGACUGAGGAGGAGAAGAAAGAUUGGGUCCAGGCCAUCAACUCCACCCUCUUAAAGCAUGAGCAGACCCUGGAGACCUUCAAACUGUUGAACUCAACAAACAGGGAAGAUGAAGAUACCCCACCCAACUCACCAAAUGUGGACCUUGGGAAGAGAGCACCCACGCCCAUCCGGGAAAAGGAAGUCACCAUGUGCAUGCGCUGCCAGGAGCCUUUCAACUCCAUCACCAAACGCAGGCACCACUGCAAGGCUUGUGGGCAUGUGGUUUGUGGGAAGUGCUCUGAGUUCCGGGCCCGCCUCAUCUAUGACAAUAACCGCUCCAAUCGUGUGUGCACUGAUUGCUAUGUGGCCUUGCAUGGGGUGCCCGGGAGCAGUCCAGCCUGCAACCAACAUACACCCCAGCGCAGGAGGUCUAUCCUGGAGAAACAGGCCUCAGUAGCUGCUGAGAACAGCGUCAUCUGCAGCUUCCUGCACUACAUGGAAAAGGGCGGGAAAGGAUGGCACAAGGCAUGGUUCGUGGUCCCUGAGAAUGAACCUUUGGUGCUGUACAUCUAUGGAGCCCCUCAGGAUGUGAAAGCCCAGCGCAGCCUGCCCCUCAUUGGCUUCGAGGUGGGGCCUCCUGAGGCAGGGGAGCGGCCUGACAGAAGGCAUGUCUUCAAGAUAACCCAGAGCCACCUAAGCUGGUACUUCAGUCCCGAGACAGAGGAGCUUCAGCGGCGCUGGAUGGCUGUGCUGGGCCGGGCAGGCCGUGGGGAUACGUUCUGCCCCGGGCCCACACUGUCUGAGGACAGGGAGAUGGAGGCACCAGUGGCAGCAUCAGGAGCCACUUCUGAGUCCCCUGAAGCCCCCCAGACCCGAGACAAGACCUAGAGGGUUUAGGGGGGAAUUGGGAGCCCCCACCCCACACUCUAGCUGCCCAUGUCCAACUGGGGACUCCAGCCCCCUCCCCUCCCAGCUCAGUCAAUACUUGAACUCCCAUUACGGGCACUUUCAAUCCCGAAUGCUGGGUUUUGGGUUUUUUUUUAAAUUCAUCUUUUCACAAAAUGUGGGCUUUU